AUGAAACAUUUCCGGUACAUUUCAGUACUAAAAAUUUCAUCAACCUUGUCUUUAAAAAGUGUACCUCAAGGACCAGAUUUAUCGUUUUUUCUUAAGACUGCUAAAGAAGAACAUAAAUUCGCAAAAAUUGAAACCAGAACAGGACAUCGGUUUAAAUAUGAUCCCUAUUUUACUAGACUACGUCUUCCUUCUUGGCUGCAAACUAAAAUUCCUACUGGUAAAGAUUACUCAAAGAUGAAAAUGUCUUUAAAAUCAGAAAAACUCAGUACAGUUUGCCAGGAAGCCCGUUGUCCAAAUAUAGAAGACUGUUGGGGCUCAAAAAGUGGAAUCUCCACAGCCACAAUUAUGAUAAUGGGUUCGGAAUGCACACGUGCCUGUCGUUUCUGUUCAAUAAAAACAAACCGAAAUCCUCCUCCACUAGACGAAUUGGAACCAAUAAAAACAGCCAAAUCAAUUAUGAGUUGGGGUGUCGAUUAUGUUGUAAUUACGUCCGUUGACCGAGAUGGUAUAUUACACUUAUGUUAUAUAGACCUUCAUGAUUAUGGAAGUUCUCACUUUGUAAAAACGAUCAAAGAGAUUAAAAGAUUUGACAAUAAAGUGUUUGUCGAAUGUCUUGUCCCAGAUUUUGGUGGAAAUUACGAUUGUAUCAAUCAAGUUGCAAAUUCUGGUCUCGAGGUUUUUGCCCACAAUAUCGAAACCGUCCCUGAAUUAAACAGUCUGAUUUACUUUUCCAUUUCUAGCUCAGUGCGAGAUCCACGUGCUAACUUUUCUCAAUCUUUAGCCGUUCUAAAACUUGCAAAACAAUUUCGUCCGUCAUUAAUUACUAAGACUUCAAUAAUGCUCGGACUGGGGGAGAGUGAUCAACAGGUUAUGAAUACUUUGGAAGGUAAAUAUAUUUUUGGCAACAAAAUAGAACUAAGACUAGCUUCUGUUGACUGUCUCACUUUUGGACAAUACAUGCAGCCUACGAAAAGACAUUUAAAAGUGAAAGAAUACGUGACUCCAGAAAAAUUCAACUAUUGGAAAGAGAUUGGCGAUAAAUUUGGGUUUUUAUAUACAGCAAGUGGGCCGCUUGUUCGAUCAUCUUACAAAGCUGGUUGA
Messenger RNA from Octopus sinensis (East Asian common octopus), 1101 nucleotides. RefSeq names its product lipoyl synthase, mitochondrial-like. The record is from RefSeq and is a predicted model, not a curated record. Gene Ontology annotation, cellular component: mitochondrion. Gene Ontology annotation, molecular function: 4 iron, 4 sulfur cluster binding; lipoate synthase activity. Gene Ontology annotation, biological process: lipoate biosynthetic process. NCBI's taxonomy places the organism in Eukaryota, Metazoa, Mollusca, Cephalopoda, Octopoda, Octopodidae.